Molecule: messenger RNA, 1097 nt
Organism: Sciurus carolinensis (gray squirrel)
Lineage: Eukaryota; Metazoa; Chordata; Mammalia; Rodentia; Sciuridae
Product: olfactory receptor 7E24-like
Exons: 1
Coding region: 65-895 (276 amino acids)
Biological process (GO): G protein-coupled receptor signaling pathway
Cellular component (GO): membrane
Molecular function (GO): G protein-coupled receptor activity; olfactory receptor activity
Source: RefSeq, a predicted model, not a curated record
UCAACUCGUGAGCUUCUCAGAGGAUCCAGACCUGCAACCCAUCCUCUUUGGACUAUUCCUGUUCAUGUACUUGGUCACAGUGUUUGGGAACCUGCUCAUCAUCCUGGCUGUCAGCUCUGACUCCCACCUCCACACCCCCAUGUACUUCUUCCUCUCCAACCUGUCCUUCACUGACAUCUGCUUCACUUCCACCACAGUCCCAAAGAUGAUUGCAGACAUCCAAACACACAGCAGAGUUAUCUCCUACGAGGGCUGCCUGACACAGAUGUCUCUAUUCAGCAAUUUUGGAUGUAUGGAUUACAUGCUUCUGACUGUGAUGGCCUAUGACCGGUAUGUGGCCAUCUGUCAUCCCUUGCAAUAUGCAGUCAUCAUGAAUCCUCGUCUCUGUGGCUUCUUAGUUCUUAUUUCUUUUUUGGUUAGCCUUUUUGACUCCCAACUGCACAAUUUGAUUGUCUUACAAUUGACUAACUUCAAAGAUGUAGAUAUUUCUAAAUUUUUCUGUGACCCUUCUCAACUCCUUAACCUUGCCUGUCCUGAUACCUUCUCUAAUAACAUUCUCAAGUAUUUUCUUGGUGCUGUAUAUGACCUUUUUCCCAUCUCAGGAAUCCUUUUCUCCUACUAUAAAAUCAUUUGGUCCAUUCUACGAAUCCCAUCCUCAGGUGGGAAGUACAAAGCCUUCUCCACCUGUGGGUCUCACCUCUCGGUUGUUUGUUUAUUUUAUGCAACAGCCUUUGGAGUGUACCUUGGAUCAGCUGUUUCACAUUCUCCCAGAAAAGUUGUGUUGGCUUCAGUGAAGUACACUGUGGUCACUCCCAUUUUGAAUCCCUUCAUCUACAACCUGAGGAACAAGGACAUUAAAGGUGCCCUGAGGAGGCUUCAGAGCAGAACUGUCUAAUCUUAGGAUCUUUGCUGUCCAGCAGUCAUGUGUUUUGGAAAAUGUAGUAAAGUUUAAAGUCUAGUCCUUUCAAUCUUGUUUUCUUGAUAACAUCAAUCACUUUAAUUUCUCAUCAUGUCUCACAUUACAAUGGUUGUAACCAGUAUUGAUAAAGGAAGUCUGGGGAGUUUUCAAAAUGGGAACAAAAUUUCACUUUGAGAUG